Messenger RNA from Rhododendron vialii, 1030 nucleotides. Its product is annotated as protein SKIP34. Lineage: Eukaryota; Viridiplantae; Streptophyta; Magnoliopsida; Ericales; Ericaceae. The coding region runs from base 21 to 308 and encodes 95 amino acids. The transcript is spliced from 2 exons. The record is from RefSeq and is a predicted model, not a curated record.
GGGGGUUAAAUCCCUUGAUCAUGUGUUACGGACAGCAACGAUCCCUCUCAAAACCCGACCUAACCCCAUCCCGGCCUCGCACGGCCGCCGCCGCCGUUGACGACCUCAGGGACCGGUUGGCCGAAACCGAGGCGCGUCUGGAGCGAGCUAGGGCUCGGGAAGCCGAGCUGAGCCGCCGGCUCGACGAGAUGAAGCGGUUCGUCUCCGUAAUGGAGAUCCUCGAGACCUACCUCAAGCGCCGGUUUCUCGAGCAACACGAAAUCGUCGUUCGACUCUUGUCGUCUCCGGUACCCUCAGAAAUUAGCUGAAUUUUACCAAACCCUAGAAAACAAACCAAAAAACAACACACUGUAUAUUCCCCUUUCCGUGUACGAACUUUAUACAGAUUUGUACGGGGAAGUCUAUUAACACAACAUUUUGCACAACAAUUUACGACAUGCUUAGGUGGCACUGCACCGUUGGGCACUUACCAUGAACACUGAUCCUAUAAUCCUCUGUACCUCUGUACUGAGAAAUCUCGGAUCGUUGGAUCGCAUACAAAUUUUAGAAAACAAAAAAGAUUUCACAUAAUCCAACAGUCCGAGAUUCCUCGAUACAUGGUCACAUAGGUUUCUCAAUAUGGAGGAUCUCCAGUGCUCUACGAUUGCCCAAUGAUAUAGUGUCACCUAAGCACGUUGUGCAAAGUUGUGUUAGUAGCAUACCUCGAUGUGUAUUUAUGUUAUGAAAAUGAUUUUUGUACUUUCUUAUAAACGCACUCUGGAAUUUGUCUUGUAGUAUUUGUAUUGUGUGUAAUUUUAAGCGCUAAAAGACAAAUUUUGGAGUGUGUUUAUUUGAAGGUGGAGUGCAGAAAUCAUUACCCUGUUGUUAUGCUGUCUUGAUUUGGUUGUUAUUUUGGUUGGAUGUGGGUUGUGGCAGUAUCGUAAAAAUCUUACCAUAAGUGACACGGUUGCUGUGAUUUGAUAUCUGUAUGCUUUGAUAUGUUUAGAGGUAAAAUUGAUAUGUUUCGUUGAAUGGAUCUUAAUUGUGUUAA